UACAUGUUGGAGGCGCGGAGGUGGGGUGAACAAGAUUGUUCAUAGUCAAGUAAAUCGCGUUACAACAUUUAGUUUUAGUAAUUUUAAUAAAUUGCGUCAUUAAAAUAAUCAUUGUUAUAAAUUUUUUAGUACAAAUAUGUACAUAAGUGAAGUGUAGACAUAAAAACAAUUAAAUAAGUGGACCAAAACACUGAUGAAACCUGAGUUUAUAUCACAUAUUCUUUUCCAUCUUCUACGAGAGAACGAUUGGAGUGAAAUUACGGGGCUGAUUUUCGACGGGCGUGCCAAGUGCUCGAAAUGAACAGGUGUUCCUGAUGUCUCAAAUAGUUUUUUAUUUUCUAAAUUUAUUUUUUUACCGUUUUGAACGAUAUAUUAUUGCUAUUGAUCGCUAGUAUUUUGGAGAAAUCAUUGUUAAUUAACUGCUUUUAUAUUUAUCUUUAUUACCAUUAAUUAUCAAACCAUGUCUAAAAGCAAACUACAUCAUCAUUUUGAUAGCAAUAUCAUUGCUGUAAAGAGUAAAUUCGACGCUGAUAUUAUUCGAUUUUCAAUCAACAAAAAUGAAGAAAUUACUUAUGACGAAUUUAGAAAACUAUUGGCCAAGAAACAUGAGUUACACCAAGACGAGAACUUUUUAAUACGAUACACAGACCCUACUGAUGGUGAUUCAUUGCCUAUAAACAAUGAUAAUAACUUGGCAAGAGCGAUACUAACAGCAAAGCCUUUAUUGAAAGUCUUUAUCACUAGACAUGGAGAAAGUUUAGAGGAUAUUAAUGGUGGUGGAACAUUAAAACCAAAAAAUUUGAUUUCAAGUAUCCUUGGAGGUACUCCGGGAAAACCAAAAUCCUUGGCUAUCUCCAAUCCACAUGAUUUUCGACAGGUUUCUGCAAUAAUUGAUGUUGAUAUUUUACCAGAAACUUGUAGACGAGUACGUUUAUUAAAACAUGGAUCAGAUAAACCUCUAGGUUUCUACAUAAAAGAUGGUGAAAGUUUUCGAAUACUUCCACCAUCAGCUGGUGGAGGAAUUGAAAAAGUUCCUGGAGUUUUUAUAAGUCGUUUGGUUCCUGGAGGUUUAGCAGAAAGCACUGGACUGCUUGCAGUCAACGAUGAAGUGUUGGAAGUCAAUGGAAUUGAAGUGGCAGGAAAAACUCUUGACCAAGUAACUGACAUGAUGAUUGCAAAUUCAUCGAAUUUAAUAAUUACCGUGAAACCAGCGAACCAAAGAGCAGCAAUGGCUGCUCCAAGACGUGGUUCGUACUCGAGGAAUAGUCAAUUAUCCUCAGGAAGUCAUCAAUCAACUCAAAGUGUUGCUACUGGAAGUGCUAGCGAUGAAGAAGCUGACGAAAUAGUUGAUUUAACUGGAGUUGCACUUCAUGAAGGCAUUUUUACUUAUUGAAUAUUUAUUUUUUAUAUAUUAUAAACAAAAAUUCAAUCAUCAGCCCCACAAAUCAUUUUAAUCAUGACCAGACAGGUGGUCUUCAUCGUUAAAGGGUAACUUUUUUUACCCAAAUAAACUGCGAAAACUCAAUUAGUGAAAGUUUUAAGUAUUUGUAAUUCUUCAAAAAGCCUUUCAAGUGCCUCAAGAGUAAUUGAAAUUAAUUAAAAUCGUAUGCAGCUAUAAGAGUUUUUUUAUUCGUAUAUAGCAAUAAAAAAUUGCCUCUUUCAAUAACAAAA
This is a messenger RNA of Chelonus insularis, 1671 nucleotides long. It is a transcript of the gene par-6, whose product is annotated as partitioning defective protein 6. Gene Ontology annotation, biological process: centrosome cycle. The transcript is spliced from 3 exons. NCBI's taxonomy places the organism in Eukaryota, Metazoa, Arthropoda, Insecta, Hymenoptera, Braconidae. Bases 461 to 1393 code for a protein of 310 amino acids. Gene Ontology annotation, molecular function: protein binding. The record is from RefSeq and is a predicted model, not a curated record.